AUGGAUGUUUUCUUCAAAGCAGAUGGAGUUACAGGAGUAAGGCGCAUGUUCUAUGCGGCAGCAUCGUUUUUCAUCAUCUCCGUGAUCAUUGAAGAGAUCUACCUGAGAUUCAAAGAUGGCGGAAAAGAAGACAGAUUUGCAGACAGCAUCACUUCCAUGAUAGCUGGCAUGUUUAUGGUUAUAACAGGAUUAUUUACCAAGGCUAUGGAGCUAGGUAUCUAUGUCUACGUCUUUGAGAACUUCUGCAUCUAUGAGCUUCCAUGGGAUAGCCCUUGGACAUGGUUCUUCAGCUUUCUUGGUAUCGAUCUUGGGUAUUACUGGUUUCAUCGCAUGUCACAUGAUCAUCAAGAAUCUGGGACCAUUGGAGUAUGUUCUGAACACGCCAAGUCAUCAUCGUGUUCAUCACGCAUUGGUUAUUUUCUAGGAACAUUUGAGACAGAGAAUGAUAUAGUUGCAUAUGGUCUGGUUCACCCUCUCACCACAUACAAUCCUAUCUCAGUGCAGUUAUGUCAUCUUCAGUGGAUGUGGAGCGUGUUUUGGACUACUCCUGGUCUGAUGAACAAAGUCUUUGUUAUCUUCAAGGGACCAGGUUGGCAACCAGGAAAACCAAGGACUGGACUCAUUGAAGAUAUACCUGAUAUCUGUGGACCUGAACAAAACAAGUACAACACUACAAUCCCAGGAUGGUUGAAAGCCUAUAUCGUGUUUCAUUUUGCCAUCAACUUCUUACUAUUACAGACAUUUAUAGAUCAGUGCAAGGAAUUAUCUCAGCUUCAAGUCUUGAUGGGGAUGGUAUUUGAGAUCUACACCUUCACCUGCAUCGGAAUGCUCUGUAACCUCAAACCAUGGUGGAAUGUCCUAGCUGAGAUGGUACGAUGUGCAGCGGUCUUUACCUUGACUUCCUUAGCUAUUCACCAAGAUGUUGAAGCUGGUGACGCUCUUCUCUUUCUCCAGGUGACCUACGGCCUUUCUGUGCUCUUCUGGUUCCUACGCCCUGGAUCUCGCUGAGACAUCUACAAAAUCAAAAUCUACAUAUAGGGCAAUUAACGGUUCCCAUAACAGUGAUCUGGUAACGCCUUACUCUACCUUUGAGUGAUCAAGGUCUCUCUGUCCUCUUUGGAUUUCAGCGUCGUGGAUCUCCCAGAAAUAUCUGUAAUAUAAGGUCGGUAUACAGUCAAACCUGCUUUAGUGACCACCUGUCUACAAAGGCCACAUUUAUUGUUUCCCCUUAAAAAGGUUUCUCAUUGAAUCAUGCACUAAAGGAACCAGUCUACCAAUACCACCUGUCUUCUAAGGCCACUUUUUGUGUUUCCCUGGGUGGUCGCUAUAUAGACAGGUUUUACUGUAUAGAGCAAUUUUUACACUUACAUUGACCUAUAUAAACUGUUUGUAUGUGUGUUGAGUGUGUGUAUUUACAUAUUUU
Messenger RNA from Strongylocentrotus purpuratus (purple sea urchin), 1423 nucleotides. RefSeq names its product alkylglycerol monooxygenase-like. Lineage: Eukaryota; Metazoa; Echinodermata; Echinoidea; Camarodonta; Strongylocentrotidae. The record is from RefSeq and is a predicted model, not a curated record. The transcript is spliced from 9 exons. Bases 1 to 1008 code for a protein of 335 amino acids. Gene Ontology annotation, cellular component: endoplasmic reticulum.